CCUUCCUCUUAUCAGUAUCAAAUCCCAACUAUUUAAGCCAGCAACCCCACGAAAAAAACCUUUUUUUCCCAACGUCUCUCUGCUCUUGAUACCACCAAUUGUCCGCAUAUACCCCCACACACACUAACACAAACACACAAAUAAUAACAAUGUCCAAGCCUAUUGCUCUCCUCUCUGUGUACGACAAGACCAACCUUCUGGAGGUCGCCACGCAGCUGCACGAGCUCGGCAUCGACCUCGUCGCAUCCGGCGGCACCUCCAAGGCUAUCCGCAAUGCCGGCCUCCCAGUCAAAGACGUCUCAGACAUAACGCGUGCGCCAGAGAUGCUCGGCGGACGCGUCAAGACCCUUCACCCAGCAGUGCACGGCGGCAUUCUCGCGCGCGACCUGGCAAGCGACGACGCCGAUCUUCUGGCGCAAGGAAUCGACAAGAUCACAUACGUGUUCUGCAACCUGUACCCGUUCAAGGACACCGUGGCACGCCCCGGUGUGACAAUCGCCGAGGCUGUCGAAGAAGUGGACAUUGGUGGCGUUACGCUGCUGCGCGCUGCGGCGAAGAACCACGCGCGCGUCAGCAUUGUCUGCGACCCUAAGGACUACCCGCAGCUGGUGGAGGAGAUCAAGCAGGGCGGCGUGGCUCUGGAGACGCGCCAGCGGCUGGCGCUCAAGGCGUUCAGCCACACAGCCGACUAUGACUCGGCCAUCUCCGACUACUUCCGCCAGCAGUACGCCCAGGGCUCGGCGCAGCUGCCCCUGCGGUAUGGCGCCAACCCGCACCAGAAGCCCGCCCAGGUGUUUAUUGCCGACGGUGAUCUGCCGAUCAAGGUGCUGAGCGGAUCGCCCGGGUACAUCAACCUUCUGGAUGCGCUUAAUGCCUGGCCGCUGGUCAAGGAGCUUAAGCAGGCGCUGGGUCUUCCGGCUGCUGCCUCCUUCAAGCAUGUGUCGCCCGCCGGCGCUGCCGUCUCCGUCCCCUUGUCUGCUGAGGAGCAGCAGGUGUACAUGGUCGAGGGCACGCAGCUCAGCCCGCUGGCCAUCGCUUAUGCGCGCGCGCGCGGUGCCGACCGCAUGUCGUCGUUCGGCGACUGGGCGGCGCUCUCCGAGAUCUGCGACGUGGCGACAGCGAAGCUGAUCUCGCGCGAAGUCUCCGACGGCGUCAUCGCGCCCGGAUACGAGCCCGAGGCGCUGGCGAUUCUGCAGCAGAAGAAGGGCGGCAAGUACUGCGUCCUGGAGAUCGACCCAGAGUACGAGCCGGCCCUUGUUGAGACCCGCCAAGUCUACGGCCUCAGCCUCCAGCAGAAGCGCAAUGACGCGGUUAUUACGCCAGAGCUUUUCUCGAAGAUCGUCAGCCGCAACCAGGAGAUGACCGAGGCUGCAAGGAGGGAUUUGGUUGUGGCGACGAUUGCGCUCAAGUACACGCAGAGCAACUCUGUGUGCUAUGCGAAGAACGGCAUGGUUGUUGGGCUUGGUGCCGGGCAGCAGUCGCGUAUCCACUGUACGCGGUUGGCGGGCGAUAAGGCUGAUAACUGGUGGCUGCGUCACCACCCCAAGGUACUCGCUAUGCGGUUCGCCAAGGGUGCGAAGCGCGCCGAUAAGUCCAAUGCCAUUGACCUUUAUGUUACUGGUCAGACCGGUGAGGGCGUUGAGCUGGAUGCGUGGAGGGCGAACUUCGCAGAGGUGCCAGAGCUGCUUACUGCAGAAGAGCGCAAGGAGCAUAUGAGGAAGUUGAGUGGUGUUGUGGUUUCUUCGGAUGCCUUCUUCCCGUUCUCGGAUAACAUCCACAGAGUGCACAGAUCGGGCGUUGACUUUGUUGCUGCGCCCUCGGGCAGUAUCCAGGACGCGGUCGUUAUCGACGCUGUUGACGGGUACAACAUGGUGUUUGCCCACACGAACCUGCGUCUGUUCCACCACUAAAAUACUGUGGAAUAGUUAUUUUUUUUUAUAAAACCCUUUUCUUAUUUUUAUUCUUAUGGGGCUUCUUUUAUAUACAAACGCGGAAUAUUCAGUUUU
Kickxella alabastrina is the source of this 2006-nucleotide messenger RNA. RefSeq names its product cytidine deaminase-like protein. Gene Ontology annotation, biological process: 'de novo' IMP biosynthetic process. The record is from RefSeq and is a predicted model, not a curated record. Gene Ontology annotation, molecular function: phosphoribosylaminoimidazolecarboxamide formyltransferase activity; IMP cyclohydrolase activity. The transcript has 2 exons. Bases 150 to 1910 code for a protein of 586 amino acids. NCBI's taxonomy places the organism in Eukaryota, Fungi, Kickxellomycota, Kickxellomycetes, Kickxellales, Kickxellaceae. Gene Ontology annotation, cellular component: cytosol.